AUAUAUUUGAAAACACAAAAUUUAUCGUUCAAAAGUAGAUGUAGUACAAAUUGCAAUAAUUAUAUUUUUAAGUCUUCUCUUAAGACUUUUCCAACAUGGUUUUCUUCCUUGUACCAUUGAUAACAUUUGGUGCUGGUGUCUUUGCUGGCUUUUAUAUCAAUCAAAAUUAUGAGGUUCCACAGUUAGAAAGCCCGGUGGUCUACUAUCGUAAAGUAAAAGAUUUCGUUGAUGAAUAUCGCAACAAGAUCGUAUGUUUUGUUUCGAGUUUCUUCUGAAAUAUCAUUAAUUAUGACUGGAACCAAGUUUAUCGAAAUUCCAACUGAAAAAGUAUUUUUAAUACAGAAAAUUUAAAUAUGGACAAGGUAACGAAACCUACUAAAGAACCUUUAAUUGGAAAAUGUUAAAACUAUAAACAUAAGUGAUUUAAAGAAAAUAAAUCAUAAUCAGAAAUUCCAGUAUGUCGCAAUAAGAAAUCAAAUUAUCAGUAACAUGGGAAAUUUGGUACUCAAGCACCUUUCUAUAUUAGGCAAUAGUUUCUUUUGAUACUCAAGUGAGAUUCCUCUAUAUAUAUAAG
Molecule: messenger RNA, 574 nt
Organism: Teleopsis dalmanni
Lineage: Eukaryota; Metazoa; Arthropoda; Insecta; Diptera; Diopsidae
Exons: 4
Coding region: 96-275 (59 amino acids)
Source: RefSeq, a predicted model, not a curated record